Messenger RNA from Miniopterus natalensis, 4146 nucleotides. Lineage: Eukaryota; Metazoa; Chordata; Mammalia; Chiroptera; Miniopteridae. The record is from RefSeq and is a predicted model, not a curated record.
AUGACCAGGAGGAAGUUAUACUGGGUCCCUGGGUCUUCUGGUGGUGUGGUGAAUCUCGGCAUGGAUGUGGGUGAUGACACGGUUUCAGGACUUAGCUACAAAACAUACGCUCCUGAAGACAGCCCCUGGAGCCAGCCGGCCCGGAAGCCUGGGAGCCCAGGGCGCGGGGGCCCCGCUGCGGGGAAGCCUGGGACCUGGAGGAAGCUGCUGCCCCUCCGCCGCAGGCCGCGGUUCCCUUCCCCCCACCCCCUGGAUGAUGCCAGCCUGCUCUCCUACCUCACGAUGUGGUGGGUCAACCCCUUCAUGAUCGGAGGUCUGCAGAAACGCUUAGACGAGAGCACCAUCCCCCUCCGAAUUUCAGUUGGCUCAAUGUUCCUCUUUCCAAGGCUUCGCCUCUUUUGGGAAGAAGAAGUCUCAAGGCACGGGACUGAAAAAGCCUCAGUGCUCCGAGCGAUGCUGAGAUUCCAAAGAACAAGGGUUAUUAUGUUCAUCUCCCUGGGCUGCUGCUUCUCCAUCAUGGGUGUGCUGGGGCCGAUGCUGAUUAUACCGAAGGUCCUGGAAUAUUCCAAAGCGUGGCAUGGGAAUACUGUCUACGGAGUAGGACUCUGCUUGGCCUUGUUUUUCACUGAGUGUGUGAAGUCUCUGAGUCUGUCCGCAUGUUGGGUUGUUAGCCAGUACAUGGGAAUACAAUUUCGUUCAGCCGUCUCCUCCCUCGCCUUUGAGAAGCUAAUACAGUUUAAGGCUGUAACGCACAUCACCACGGGAGAGGCCAUCAGUUUCUUCAACAACGACGUAAACUACCUGUUUGAAGGAGUGUACUAUGGUCCUCUGACUAUUAUAAGCAGUUUUUUACUGAUUUCCACCUGCAUCUCCUCCUACCUCAUGCUCGGACCCACCACGCUGAUUGCCACUUCUUGCUACCUCCUGGCUUUACUGCUGAUGGUGCUCCUGACCCUCAUGAUUAUGAAGAGACAGAGACACACCUCAGAGAUCAGAGGCCAGCGCAUCCGUGUGACCAGCGAAGUUCUCACCUACAUUAAGCUGGUUAAAAUGUACACCUGGGAGAAACCAUUUGCAAAAAUAAUUAAAGACCUUAGGAGCAAGGAAAGGAAACUGAUAGAGAAGACUGGGUUUAUCCAAAGCCUGAACACCAUGCUGCUGUUUAUAACCCCCACUGUGGUCAUGGUCGUGAUGUUCCUCGCCCACAUAGGCCUAAAGCUGGAGCUCACAACUUCCAAAGCCUUCACCGUCAUGGCCAUCUGGAACACCAUGCGGCUGUCGGUGUUACUCAUGCCCUUCUCCAUCAAAGGCCUCUCUCAGUCCAGGCCUGCGGCAGAGAGGUUGAAGAAGUUCUUCCUCCAGGAGAGCCCUGUUCUGUAUGUCCAGGCACUGAAAGACCCCAGCAAAGCGCUAGUUUUGGAUGAGGCCACCUUGUCCUGGCAGAAGACCUGCCCCAGGGCUGUCAGUGGAGCCUGGGAGCUGGAGAGGAACAGAUACAGGCCCAAGGGGACGACCGGGCCUCAGCCACCUCAAGGUGCCCUCGGGGCAGAGGACACAAGGGACAGCCUGGCUCCAGAGUUGCACAAGAUAAACCUGGUGGUAUCAAAGGGGACCACGUUAGGGGUCUUCGGCAGCACCGGGAGCGGCAAGAGUAGCCUGUUGUCAGCCAUACUGGGGGAGAUGCACCUGCUGGAGGGCUCCGUGGGCGUGCAUGGGGACCUCGCCUACGUCCCCCAGCAGGCCUGGGUCCUCAUGGGCAGCAUAAGGGACAACAUCCUCCUGGGAAGCCAGUAUGACCAGGCCUGGUACCUCCAAGUGCUGCACUGCUGCUGCCUGGACCGCGACCUGGAGAGCCUGCCCUUCGGAGACAUGACAGAGAUCGGGGAGCGGGGCCUCAACCUUUCCGGGGGGCAGAAACAGAGGAUCAGUCUGGCCCGAGCUGUCUACUCUGACCGUGAUAUCUACCUGCUGGACGACCCCCUGUCGGCCGUGGACACCCACGUGGGGAAGCACAUCUUUGAGGAGUGCAUUAAGAAGGCGCUCAGGGGGAAGACAGUCGUCCUGGUGACCCACCAGCUGCAGUAUUUACAGUUCUGUGACCAAAUCAUUUUGCUAGAAGACGGGAAAAUCUGUGAAAAGGGGAUUCCCAGUGAGUUAAUACAGAAAAAGGAGCGCUACACCCACUUCAUCCAGAAGAUGCACAAGGAAGCCACCCAGGACACGCUUUGGCACAUAACAAAAGCAGCUGAAGAGCCUCCGGUGGAAGGCCAGGCCCAGGCCACCCCCCAGGAAAAGCCUCUUGGUGACAAUGCAGGACAGGAAAAUCAGCUCACGAAGAGGGAGAAGAUGGAAAAAGGGUCCCUGCCAUGGCGUGUCUACCACCACUACAUCCAGGCGGCCGGAGGGUACGUGGUCACUUUCAUGGUUUUCCUCCUCAUGGUGAUACUCGUCAGCCUCUCGGCCUUCAACAUGUGGUGGCUGAGCUAUUGGUUGGAGCAGGGCUCAGGGACCAACAGCAGCCAAGAGAGCAACAGAACCAUGGCGGACUUGGGUGACAUACUUGACAACCCCUGCCUGCCCUUCUACGAGCUGGUGUAUGGCCUCAGCGCCCUGGCCCCAGCCUGUGUGGGGGUCUCCUUCUCGUGGGUGUUCACCAAGGUCACGAGGAAGGCAUCCAUGGUGCUGCACAACAAACUCUUCAACAAGGUUUUCCUCUGCCCCAUGAGCUUCUUUGACGUGACCCCCAUAGGCCGACUCCUGAACUGCUUUGCGGGGGACUUGGAUGAGCUGGACCAGUUCUUGCCCGUUGUGACUGAAGAUUUUAUGAUCCUGUUCCUGAUGGUGGUCAUCAACCUGGUGAUGGCCAGUGUACUGUCUCUUUAUAUCCUGCUGAUAGGAGUCAUCUUAAGCAUCGUCUGCGUCAUUUAUUAUGUGAAGUUCAAGAGGGCCGUAAGCGUGUUCAAGAGGCUGAAGAACUACAGCCAGUCCUUUCUGUUCUCACAUAUCCUCACCUCGCUGCAUGGCCUGAGCUCCAUCCAUGUCUAUGGAAAAACUGAAGACUUCAUCAGCAAGUUUAACAAGCUGACUGAUGUACAUAACAACUACUUGAUGAUGUUUCUGUCUUCCAUGCGAUGGCUGGCAUUGAGGAUGGAGCUCAUAACCAACCUGGUCACCUUGACCGUGAUCUUGUUUGUGGCUUUCGGCACUUCUUCUGUUUCCUAUUCCUAUAAAGCCAUGGCUACCAGCUUUAUCCUGCAGUUGGCAUCCAGCUUCCAGGCCACCGUGAGGAUGGGCUCGGAGAUGGAGGCAUACUUCAUGGGGGUGGAGAGGAUACUGCAGUACAUGAAGAUGUGUGCCCCUGAGGCUCCUUUGCACAUAGAAGGCACGAACUGUCCCCAUGGGUGGCCGCAGCACGGGGAGAUCUGCUUCCAGGAUUAUCAGAUGAAAUACCGAGACAACACCCCCAUUGUCCUCAAUGGCAUCAGCCUGACCAUUCGUGGCCAAGAAAUGGUGGGCAUCGUGGGAAGGACGGGCUCCGGGAAGUCCUCCUUGGGGUUGGCGCUCUUUCGUCUGGUGGAGCCUGCGGCGGGCCGGAUUCUCAUAGACGGCGUGGACAUCAGCAGUGUUGGCCUGGAGGACCUGCGGUCCAAGUUCUCCAUUAUUCCUCAGGAUCCUGUGCUGUUCUCAGGAACCAUCAGAUUAAACCUAGAUCCCUUUGACCGCCACACAGACGAGCAGAUCUGGGACGUCUUGGAGAGGACAUUCCUGAGCAAGACAAUCUCAAAGUUACCGCAGAGGCUGCAGGCGAAAGUGGAGGAGAAUGGCCAGAACUUCUCGGUGGGGGAGAGGCAGCUGCUCUGCGUGGCGCGGGCCCUGCUGCGCAGCUCCAAGAUCAUCUUCAUUGAUGAAGCCUCCGCCUCCGACGUGGAGACAGACACCUUGAUCCAGCGCACGAUGUGCGAAGCCUUCCGGGGCUGCACCAUGCUCGUCAUUCAAGCUCACCGCAUCACCACCAUCCUCAGCUGUGACCGCAUCCUGGUCAUGGACAAAGGCAAGGUUGUGGAGUUUGACAGCCCUGAGGUCCUGCAGAAGAAGCCCGGGUCCAUGUUUGCAGCCCUGCUGGCAGCAGCCAACUCGCAGAGCUGA